This is a messenger RNA of Dujonia railenensis, 1812 nucleotides long. Lineage: Eukaryota; Fungi; Ascomycota; Pichiomycetes; Serinales; Debaryomycetaceae. The record is from the annotation of a GenBank genome assembly.
AUGAACUUUGACUACGGUAUUGUCAGAGAACAUUAUGUUCCCAAUCUUUCUCCCUUCCCGCACCCAUUCUACACGAACUUUCAAGAUCUCGCUGAUGAUCCUAAAUGCUUGGAAGAAUGGAACAUUAUAUAUAUCUCUCAAUUGAUUAGAGAAAAGCCAGAAUGGAAGAGAAAAUAUAAAGACGAAACCAUUGUUGCUAAAUGGAAAGCUGAACUUGAAUCCCAAUUCAACGACAAGUCAGAAAAUUUCGAAGCAGUUUGGGCAUACGUAUUGAAAGAAUUAGAAUGGUAUGAGAGAAUGGAAUUGAACUUUGCUGGCUUUCAAAAAAACGGAUUUGUCAUUGGCUGCGAUGAUAAGGUUGUGUAUUCUGAUACUGCUGUUGAUUCGGAAAAGAAGGAAACUUUAAGACACUGUGUUAAGGAAUUUGUAGAUGAAGAAUUCCAAAACACUGGACUUGACUAUCAUCCAGGUAGCAAAGAUCAGGUAGUUGAUAUUGUUCAUCCAUCGUUGUAUCCUCUUCAAUAUGGUGUCACUCCAUACUAUCCUACCAGAAAUACAGAAAGUUUAACUGUUGUUGAGUUUGAUUCUUCAGUCGGUAAAAGUAAGUAUGGAGUGGAGCCAUGGGCACAAUCAAAGAAUUAUCAAUGGCUUCCAGCCUUGAUGAGUUUCCAGAAGUACUCUUGGAAGAGUAAAGAUUACUUUUUUCAAUCGUAUAUUAAUAACUUGCAUCCGAAAUAUGAAAAGUUAUAUCACGUUAUUGAAGAUGUAUUCAAUGCUUCUAUUCCGGGUUUAAAUUUGGUAUUAUCAAGAUACAAGACCGGUGGGUUCACUAGAAUCCCCCUCGACUCAGGAAAUUAUUACACGGAUGAAUGGGAGAAAAUGUCCAAAGAUUUCUGGGAUAGGGCAGCCAAAGACAAUAAUUUAUGGGAUGAAUAUGACGAGUUCUUUGAAAAAAGGGUUAAUUAUUUUAAACCAUUGUCAAUCAAAUAUGAAUUGGAUCCACCUGUAGAUUAUACAUUUGACUUAAGAAAAUCAUUUGCUUAUCUCAAGGUAAUUGUUAAGUUGGCAAAUAUCGAAUUAACACCAGAAAAUCCUAAUUACGAAGGUGGCUCCUGGCAUGUGGAAGGUACUAUCAACGAAGAUAUCGUGGCAACCGUGUUAUACUACUACGAUUGUGAGAAUAUAUCCGAGUCUAGGUUAGCCUUUAGAACCACCUUUGAAGACCCACAAUACGAUCAAGGAGAUGAACUUGCGGUACAAAGGGUCUAUGGACUCAAGGAUGGUGACAUCAUGAACAAAAGAGUUGGAGAUGUCAAGUGUCAAGAAGAUAGACUUUUAAUCUUCCCCAAUGGCUUUCAGCAUCAUGUGGAUCCAUUCGAAUUGAAAGAUAAAUCAAAACCUGGACACCGUAAGAUCUUGUGUAUGUUCCUAGUGGAUCCAUAUAAUAAGAAAGUUGUAACGACUGCCCAAGUGCCACCACAACAACCAUCUUGGCAUGAACAAGAUAAGAAAGAUGAACCAAUUAGAGAGCAGUACAAGAAAGAUGAAGCCGAAAAGAAAAAACAAGACAAGUAUUACCAUAGUCCUGAUAAAUGGGAUAUGUUUCAGUUUUUUGGUGAUAAUUGGAGAGAAAGCGUUGAUAAGUUGAAAAACCCGAAGGGUGGAUUUUUUUCGAAAACAGAGCAUAAUUGGCCAAUAUCCCUAGAUUCAGCAAAGGAUGUCAGGAAGAAGUUAAUGGAAGAAAGAAAAGUUCCAGAAGAUCCUGAUGACGAUUUGGCUUUCACAAGAGAAUUUUCCUUGUGUGAACAUUAA